AUGGUAAACGGUUCAAACACAAGCGGUUUUGGUUAUGACCCCGAAAAGCAUUGUGUUACUUCUGAGGAUCCGAUCUGGGAGGCGUACCUACAAGUACAUAAAGAAGCGACUAGAUGGAAACACAAAACAUUUCCUUAUUAUGAAGAUCUUUGCAUUGUUUUUGGAAAAGACCGAGCUCAAGGAAAUAGAGCUAGAGAUUUCAUGGAGAUGGAACAAGAGGUGAAUUUAGAAGAAGAAACGCAAGAUUCAGAUGACGAUUUUCUAGAUUCAGAGGAAGUUAGUCGUACUACAGCCGUGCAACAUGAUGAAACUUCACCGAGUGUUCGUUCCAAGAAGAGGAAAAAUCGAAGCGACGAGGGGUUUAACAAGGCGGUUGGCUUAAUUACAGAAACUCUUAAAGAAAUAUCAAAGGACUUGAGUGAAGGUAUUAAAUUUGAUAUGAAGAUUAACGAGUUAAGUGAGAAGAUCCCUCCGGCAAUUUUAAAGAUGAAUUCAAUAAGUCAACUUGAAAAGUUCAAAGCUUUGACCAAGAUAAGAAGUGAUCCCAUUAAUGUUCAAAAAUUUUGGGAAAUUGAAGAAGGUAAUAGAGAAGCUUGGAUAAAAUACAUUUUGGAAGGGUAGUAUUACCAGUUGGGAUAUGCAUUGGAUGUAGAUCGGUAUUUUGCAUAUGAAAGUUUUUG
Messenger RNA from Lactuca saligna, 680 nucleotides. NCBI's taxonomy places the organism in Eukaryota, Viridiplantae, Streptophyta, Magnoliopsida, Asterales, Asteraceae. The record is from the annotation of a GenBank genome assembly.